Molecule: messenger RNA, 816 nt
Organism: Populus trichocarpa (black cottonwood)
Lineage: Eukaryota; Viridiplantae; Streptophyta; Magnoliopsida; Malpighiales; Salicaceae
Product: probable LRR receptor-like serine/threonine-protein kinase At3g47570
Exons: 3
Coding region: 1-816 (271 amino acids)
Molecular function (GO): protein binding
Source: RefSeq, a predicted model, not a curated record
AUGGGGAGAGUUUGGAUCACUAUUCUUGUUUCGAUGCUGCUAAUGUCUCUGCCGAAGAAAUGCAUUAGCAUACCCACAAGUAACUUCACUGAUCAAUCUGCUCUUCUUGCCUUCAAGGAUCACAUUACUUUUGAUCCUCAAAACAUGCUAACUCACAGCUGGUCCUCCAAAACCUCCUUCUGUAACUGGAUGGGAGUCUCUUGCAGUCUUCGCAGGCAAAGAGUCACAGCGCUGGAUCUCUCUAGCAUGGGCCUCCUAGGGACCAUUCCUCCACAACUUGGAAACCUGUCCUUUCUUCAAUAUCUGAUUCUUUACAACAAUAGUUUCCAUGGAGAUCUACCCAGCGAGAUAGGUAAUUUACGCCGAUUGCAAGUAAUGGAUAUAGGUUCCAAUAAGUUAUCAUUAGUGAUAGUACCCGAAAGUUUUGGGAAUUUGCACAGACUUGAAGAAUUAAGAUUCGAUGGAAAUAAUCUCACAGGUACAAUCCCAUCCACAAUCUUCAACAUCUCUUCCUUGAAAGUCCUUGAUCUCAUGUUUAACGGCCUAUUUGGAAGUCUUCCGAAGAACAUGUGCGACCAUCUUCCUAGACUAGAAAUGCUUUUGCUUUCCUCUAAUCAACUCAGUGGCCAAAUCCCAUCUGAUUUAUUCAAAUGUAGAGAGCUACAAUUAUUAUGGUUGCCUUAUAAUAACUUCACUGGAGUUAUUCCAGAAGAACUUGGAUUCCUCCCUAUGCUUGAGGUUCUAAAUCUUGGUGUCAAUAUGUUGUCAGGUUUGCAGUCUCUCGUUCCUAUAUGUGCACAGAGACACAUACUGUGA